This is a messenger RNA of Armigeres subalbatus, 3198 nucleotides long. RefSeq lists its product as uncharacterized. The transcript is spliced from 4 exons. NCBI's taxonomy places the organism in Eukaryota, Metazoa, Arthropoda, Insecta, Diptera, Culicidae. The record is from RefSeq and is a predicted model, not a curated record. The coding region runs from base 204 to 2621 and encodes 805 amino acids.
ACUGCACGAACGGGCUGGGGUGAUUAACAAACAAACAUUCCAUCGUCUGCGCCAGCCAUAUUCAUUUCGGGCGUAGCCAGUCGCCGAGACAAGUGCGUUGCGGAUUUUCCCAUGGCGAAAUGGUGCCAAUUUGAGUUAAUUUACCAUCAAAACUAGUGAAAAUCGGUAGCUUUUCGCGUCACGAGUGUUUCUAGCUAGGAAAAAUGUCGAUUCUGUGGCGGUGUGGGGCGCUAAUAGCGUUUGGAAUUUUAGUGGGUGUGUUAGCUCAGUACGAGUGGCAACCGAAAGAUGCCUUCGAUGAAGUUAAGGUGAAGUUUGAUCGUGCUACAGGCGAUAACUGCCCUAUUCUCCAUGUUAGCGACCUAUUCCUUCCGAAGGAAACCGUGUCCCAUCUGCCAGAUAUCAAAGAAUUCGGUCAGAAUCCAAUUUUCCCGAAUCGAACGGCACUGCUGUUGCUACACAAUAUGGCGCUGACGAGGGGGUUCUUUUGGAGCUACGUACUCCAAAGUCGAUUCAUUCGGCCCGCCAUCAACGAUACCUACGACCCGGGUAUGAUGUAUUACUUCCUAUCCACCGUUGCGGACGUUUCCGCAAAUCCGUCGAUCAACGCCUCGGCAGUGUACUUCUCACCGAAUACCUCAUUCUCCUCGUCAUAUCGAGGCUUCUUUAACAAAACCUUCCCCCGCUUCGCACCCCGCACCUUCCGUUUGGACGAUUUUAACGAUCCGAUUCAUCUGCACAAGAUCUCCACCAUGAACACAUUCGAUGUGCGGGAUUUGGGAGCCUUCUCACCGGAUUCCAUCUCGCACGACUACACCACCGAUUUCUACAAAAUCAACGAGUGGUACAAGGCGUGGCUGCCGGAUAUUGUGGAAAAGCGACACGACACGAAGACCACCUACCAGGUGGAGAUCCGGUAUGCGAACAACACCAAUGAAACGUUUACAUUCCACGGACCGCCCGGUGCGGAUGAAGAUCCCGGCCCGGUUCGGUUCACCCGGCCGUACUUCGAUUGUGGACGUUCGAACAAGUGGCUGGUGGCGGCUGUGGUUCCGAUUGCCGAUAUUUAUCCGCGACACACGCAGUUCCGGCACAUAGAAUAUCCCAAAUACACUGCCGUCUCGGUCAUCGAAAUGGACUUCGAGCGUAUCGACAUCAACCAGUGCCCCAAGGGUGAGGGCAACAAAGGAAACAACAAGUUUGCCGAUACGGCUCGCUGCAAGAAGGAAACCACCGAAUGCGAACCGUUGGACGGUUGGGGAUUCCGUCGCGGAGGCUAUCAGUGCCGCUGUAGACCUGGGUUCCGGUUGCCCUCGGUGGUGCGGCGACCCUUCCUGGGUGAAAUCCUGGAACGGGCCAGCGACGAGCAGUACUACAAUGGUUUCGAUUGCAAACGCAUCGGUUGGAUCCAUAAGACUCCGAUCGAUUGGUACCGGUUGCCGCAGUACACGAGGGAGAAGCAUUUGAAUCACUACUACGAGUACAAAAAUUACACGAAGGGAGCGACAUCGCUGCACGCGGAGAAGAUCAACGUGAACGAGGCAUUGAACUUUAUUCUGGGGGUGAAUGAGCAUACGUGCAAGAACUUCCACCCGCAGGAUUUGGUGCUGACGGGGGAUAUGGCGUUCGGAGCAGAAGCUCAUUUUGCAAACGAAGCCAAGAUGGCGCUGCGAUUGGCGAACUUCAUCAGUGCUUUCCUGCAGAUUUCAGACCCGUUGGAAGUGUACUCCGGCAAGCGAGUGGCCGAUAGACCUUUGACCGAGGAUCAAAUGAUGGGUGAAACGUUGUCGCUGGUUAUGGGUAAUUCAAGGAUCUGGAAGGCUGCGACGUAUUGGGAUAGAAGCAAGUUUACGAAUCGCACGCUGUUCGCCCCGUACGCGUACAAGACUCAGAGGAACACAAGAAAGUUCAAACUGGAGGACGUAGCGAGGAUUAACAAAACCGGCGAGGACUACACUGAGUUACCGUAUUUCAAAUUGCUGAAACAAAGGUGGGCUGCCAACUUUGACUCGUUGGAGAAGUACUACAUGAAGAUACGCCUUCGUCAUAACGAGACCGGGGAGCAUUCGCAGAAGUACGAGCGUUACCCGAAUUUCUAUCACGCGGCCACGAUGGACCACGGAUUCUGGACGGCUCCCAAAUUCGAGUGCAAGGGCUAUGUAAAGAAAUGGCUCAUAACCUACGCGGCACCGUUCUUCGGGUUCGACAGUCUGAAGGUGAAGCUCGAGUUCAAGGGGAUCGUUGCAGUCUCGAUGAAUAUGCUACAGCUGGAUAUCAACCAGUGUCCGGAUGACUAUUACGUGCCGAAUGCAUUCAAAAAUACCCACAAAUGCGACGAGAGGUCUUCGUAUUGUGUCCCGAUCCAGGGUCGCGAGUACGAGCUCGGUGGCUACAAAUGCGAGUGCCUGCAGGGCUACGAGUACCCGUACGAGGAUCCGAUCACCUACUUCGACGGCCAGCUGGUCGAGGCGGAGUUCCUGAACAUUGUCAACGACGAGAAGAGCCGCUACGAUACGUUUAAAUGCCGUCUGGCCGGUGCUGCAUCCCUCCGGGUGGAGUUCACUAUCCUGAGCGCCGUACUGCUGCUCAGCUGGAUGGUGUUCCGACGGUGGAAUCAGUAGAGAUGAUGUCGCAGGCCAUGACCGCAAUCGUGUUUGUCGUACUUUUAGAGAUUUGAAAGUAGCGGACUCCCGUGAGGGAGUCGAACUAAAAAUUAACGAAAUAUUAUGAAAUGUAGAGUGACCCCCAGUAGCACGACUCUGAUUAGUUUGGUUGCGCUAAUUGAAACGCAAAUAAUAUUAAACGGAUGUACAACAGUAACAAUAACAUGAGACCUCAUGUGCUACUGACGGGGUGUCACAUGCAAACAGUCCAAUUAGAUCUGUUUUAGUGUUCAACAAACAUUCCGUCCGAAAAAAAAACAUGCUCUCAAGUUGUUUUGAGAAUCUCCAUGAAAUGUUUUAGCUCUAAGUAAGGAAAGUAUGUAGCAACGUAAGCCGUCCAAGUGUAGUGCUUUGUACACAUUCUAGGUCUAAGAUAAACGAAUCGUUUUUAAUCAACCAGCAAUGCCUUUUAUGUACCAGAAGAAAUCUGUUGUUUUAGAAGUAUUUUUGUUAGAAUGACAUUUUUGUACAAUUUUAGAUUAGUGCUGAAGCGCAAAUUCAAGCGAUUAAAUAAAAUACAUCUAAUAAAUGUUAA